GCCGAUGGAGGUCUCAGCCAAGAAGCCGGCUCCGUUCCUCCGUCAGGUCGUCGCCGUCAGGAAACCGACGCUGAGAGAUCCUCGAUUCGACGACCUGUCCGGAGAGUACAAACCGGAGAUCUUUGAGAAGACGUACAAGUUCAUCACCGACAUCAAACGGCGAGAGAAAGAGGUCGUCCAGAAGCAGCUGAAGAAGAUAAAGACGAACGUACCGAGGAAAGAAAAGCUGCAGUUCCUCCUGAAGAGGAUGGUGAGAGUCAUACGUCAAACACAGCGCCUGACCGCCUAA
This is a messenger RNA of Plectropomus leopardus (leopard coralgrouper), 289 nucleotides long. The record is from RefSeq and is a predicted model, not a curated record. NCBI's taxonomy places the organism in Eukaryota, Metazoa, Chordata, Actinopteri, Perciformes, Serranidae.